Molecule: messenger RNA, 1328 nt
Organism: Lactuca sativa (garden lettuce)
Lineage: Eukaryota; Viridiplantae; Streptophyta; Magnoliopsida; Asterales; Asteraceae
Source: RefSeq, a predicted model, not a curated record
UUCUGCACACAGCCAUGGUGCAAUCAACCAUCGUCAAAAGCUCUCAAAGCAUAUCUCCUAUGUCUCUCCUUUACAUCUUGAGUCUUUGGCAACCAUUCGUUACCACCACUGUCAGUAUAUGCUGCUGAUACAACCUACAAGAAGUUGAACAGAUGCCAAGAGCAUAUAUCAACAUCUCCAUGAUCUUCUUAGUUUUCUAAUUCAUGAGACAGUUGAGGUCAUCGCACAGGGCAUUGACAUAAAUAAUGUCUCCAGAUGCUGAAUUAGCUCUUCUCCUGAUGUAGAAUACCGAAUGCGUGAAAUAGUGCAGGUUCAUAGAUUUCACCGGGUGUCCCUCCAGGUAGUUCUGAGCACAGGAGAAAUAAUCAACAUAUUUGGUCCACGUGAGAAUGUCAUCAAAGGCAUCAAAUUAAUUCGAGUAAUAACAUAUGAGCCUGCGGAUGUUCUACAGCACAAGAGGAAUUUUGUGCAGGAGUUUAACCAACGUUGUUGGUAUGAGUAUUUUGAACGUAAGGAAGCAGAAGAAGCCAUGCUGAUGGAACCCGAUGAAUUGGAAAAAGGGAAGCAACAGGCUGAGAAAGGUGGUUCCUGUGAUGAUGGGGAAUCAAGUGCAAAAGAAGCAACAGUAGAAAGCUGUGAAUCUGAAAAAAAAAAAAAAAAAAAAAGGAAAAGCAGAAAAUUACGACUUUUGGAUUUAUCAAAUAUGUUUAUGAUUAUGAUCAUGAACUGGAAAUAUUAGGGAAGGGGGAAGGUGGUUCCGGUGUAACGAGAUAAGAGAAUGUGGAUGAGGAUGAAUUCAAAGAAGCUGAAUCCGAAAAUGAAAAAGAUACUCAAAGCUCCAACAUUAUCCGCGAUGAAAAGAAUUACACCUCAUGUUCCCAAAUUCCAAUAAUUUCAUUUGCAGACAAUGAAAAGAGCCCAAUCAGAAUGCUGAAACUUUCACUGUUGUGUCAAAUGAAUGAGCCCCACAGGUGAACUUUUAGUAUUUUGGAUAUUUUUUAAAUUUGUUUCUUUUUUUUUCUUUAGUAUUUUGGUUGAUUGUUUUUUUUCUAGAACAUUGUUCACAAAUGGAAGCCACAUCUUACUACACACCCUUGUAUAUACUUGGUGAAUGUAGUUUUAGGGUCUUACAAAAAGUGUUGUCUCUAUUAAAAAUGUAUUCCAUAUGUGCAAGCAUUUUCAAGUAAAAUAUAAGAACCGUCUAAAUAUGUCUCUUUAGAUAUUCAUUAAUUUAAGAAAGAUACUCUAAGUAAAAUAUAAACACCUAAGACACCACCACUACAAAUGUUAGUGGGAGCAUGAUCUCCAACCAUUAAAACAACGAAGAA